Molecule: messenger RNA, 1689 nt
Organism: Clonostachys solani
Lineage: Eukaryota; Fungi; Ascomycota; Sordariomycetes; Hypocreales; Bionectriaceae
Source: the annotation of a GenBank genome assembly
AUGAGUGAACAGCAAGGGUCGCUAGGUUUUGCAGGCCUUGGGGCCAUGGGUUUUGGCACGGCCUCAAACCUUCUGAAAGCUGGCUUUCAAGUCAAUGGCUUCGAUGUUAACCCAACUGCCUUGGCUAACUUCAAAGAGCUUGGUGGUUCUACGUCUACAACCGCCGGUGAGGCUGGUGCUGGCCAAAGCUUGUUCCUAAUCAUGGUCGCAACGCCUGCACAGGUUGAUUCUGUCAUCUUUGGAGCCGAUGGGAUUUUGAACACUCUGUCCGUGGGAGGUGUGAUCUGCUUGUUGAGCACCCUUCCCCCAGUCUACGUCUUGAACUUGUGCGUUCGACUGCGUGCCGCCGGAAGGCCAGAUAUUAAGCUUGUGGAUUGCCCGGUAUCAGGCGGUGUUAUCAUGUUGGGCGGAAGCCAAGAAGAUUUGGAUCAGGUCGACCCUGCACUCCAGGCAAUUUCUUCCCCUGGUAGACUCUUUAGGUGCGGCCCUUUGGGAUCGGCCAGCAUUGUCAAAAUGCUUAAUCAACACCUUGCAGGAGUGCAUAUUGUGGCUGCUGCCGAGGUCAUUGCCUUCGCCAAGGCUCUUGGUCUCUCCUCUAGGGAGGCAUACGGUAUUCUGACCAAGAGCGAAGCUACGAGCUGGAUCAUGGGCGACCGAGGUGUUUCAAUGCUGAAUGCCGACUGGUCUCCCAAGUCUGCCGUCAGCAUCUUUACCAAAGACCUAGGAAUCGUCAACGACACCGCCGAUCAAUUGUCUGUACCUUGCCCCAUUGCUUCUGUUGCGAGAGAUGCCUUUCUUGAGCGCGCUGGUCGUGGUUUCGGCCGAGACGACGAUGCUAGUGUUGUAUGUAAUUACGAAGCCAUCACUGGAAAGCCCGUCGCUGAGCCCAAGGGCCAAGCCUCUCUACCCUCGCCUCCUUCAGAGAGCCACGGCGAUGUCAAGGUGAUUUUCCUCAUCAAAGAUAGUGAUAACGAACUCCUCAGCCUUUCUACUGCCGCUGAAAACAAAGGACUCAUCCACAUUUCGGAGAGCUCGAAUGAUCUGGAUACGAGGCUUCGCGAGCUACCUCAGGGAAGUAUUGUCGGGGUUUCUGGCAUUGAUAGCGAAUUAUUGGAGAAAAUCAAGACAAAGCACGCUCAGCUACAGGUUUUUGACUACCAAACCUACCAAGCGUCAGAUUCUUCAGAUCUUCAGGUAAUCUUUAGCGCGGAGAAUGAGAACGUUGUCUCAGCGAUUAAAGAAGUCCUCCCCCGGCAGGUCAGCCCAACCAGAAUUUCUGGUCCCGUAGGAUCAGCAUCGUCUAUGUGGCUCGCCAUCCGCCUCGGUUCACUAGUUCAUCUCGUGGCAGCCGCUGAAGCCUUUAGCCUGGCCAUUGCCAAAGGGGUCUCAACAGAGCUUAUCUACAACUUGAUCUCUGGGGCUGCGGGCUCUAGCGACCAGUUUAAUCAAGAGUUCCCCAAGAUGAUGAAACGGGACUUCUCAAUAACAUCAAACGUCAAUUCCACGUUUACGAAUGUGAUGAAAGACCUGGCCAUUCUUCAAAAGACAAUGAAUAAGAUCAAUUACCCAGGUCGCUUAUUUGGAGCUGCUUAUCAGACUUUCAAGAGUGUCAACCGCACAUUAGAGGACAAGGAAACUUCCGCGGUGGCAGUGGUCGAUUUUUGGACACCGAAAUCGCCCGCCUCAUAA